Molecule: messenger RNA, 1437 nt
Organism: Macrobrachium nipponense
Lineage: Eukaryota; Metazoa; Arthropoda; Malacostraca; Decapoda; Palaemonidae
Exons: 8
Coding region: 31-984 (317 amino acids)
Source: RefSeq, a predicted model, not a curated record
UUGAAAUUAAUUCAUCGGUGGAACGCAACCAUGAAGCUGACCCUGAGUAUAGUCCUGCUGGGCGUAAUAGCCGCUCCUGCCCUGGUGCAUGGAUCGUCUGACGUCAAAGAGGACAACACAAAUGCAAAGUUUUUCCUGAAGUCUUACCAGACGACGACCGUCACGACGCUGAGCAUCAUCCUGACGACUGUGCCUUACUUCUGUGCUGUCACAUCAACAUCUACAGGAGCCGGAGCACCAACACUGAUGGCCUGUACUGGACGUAACUUGAUGCGGAAGCGGAGACUCAGUUUCCGGGGCAUAGAGAAACCGAAAACAGUGCAGCUGCAGGACUCGACGGAGACGUCCCGGAGUUGGCGGGGACGAAGGAGGUCGUGGAGGAGGGAAAGGAGAGGUUCUUCUUCACCCUGUGGCAGAGCUCGACCACCACUCUCACCUUUUGGUGGAUCCAUUAGAAUGUCAUCAAGAGAAAAUAUGCAUUAUGAGGAGUGUACAAGAUACAUAGCUAAGCUGACUCUGAGUAUAAUCCUGCUAGGCCUAAUAGCCGCUCCUGCCCUGGUGCAUGGAUCGUCUGAGGUCAAAGAAGAAGGCGCGAAUGCGAAGUUUUUCCUGAAGUCGUACCAGACGACGACCGUCACGACGCUGAGCGUCGUGCUGACGACCGUGCCUUACUUCUGUGCAGUCACAUCUACGCCUGCGGCAGGACCACCACUGGGCGCCUGUACCGGACGUAAUCUGAGGCGGAAGCGAAGGGUCAGCAUCCGUGAGAUGGACCCAGAGAAAAGCGUCCAACUGGAGGAGUCGACGGAGGACGUCCCGCAGGCGGUGAAGGAGGAGGAGGACGGGAACGAGAGGCUCUUCUUCACCCUGUGGCAGAGCACGACCACCACAGUCACCGUGACGUCGACCAGGACCAACACCAGCAUCACCAUUUCGGCUUCGGCCUUUUGCACCUUCGCAAAUUAUAACGUUCCUCUGUGCUAAUGGGGCAUUCGUUCUCUAUCCUUUUCUUUUUUUUUUUUUUUUUUUUUUACCAGCCUGCUGCCGAAAGAUACUUGACAAUCAAAGAAUGAGGACCUCUGCUCCUUUUUCCCGGUUUGUCUUUUAGCUUUAAGUCAAUCAAUGUUCAUCAUUAUCACAGAAUUCUCUAAUAAUUAGACCUGUUCUAUCAGUGAUAAACUAAAAUUGUCUAUUUGUGAUUAUAUCAUCUAAUUCUGUGUAUGAUUUUGAACAGAUUUAUCACAACCAAGAAUUGACUGAACACAUCUAUUGAGAUGUUAGUUUUACUCUAGAUGUAUUUUAGAAUUUAGUAAGCUAGUUUAAGAAUGCUUUUAAAAAAUUGUAAAAUAGCGUGAUUUUCUUGCGACCCUGUACAGAAUAAACAUAGCAGAAGAGUUUCAUUUUCGUUACAACACCUAUACGUAGUCUAUCCUCAAC